CCUAUCGACUUAUAUAGUCUGAGUCGUAUUCUACUUAUUAAAUUAUUUAUCGUUCUUAAAACAAUAUUUGAAUAUUACGAUUUAUGAUGCUCUUUGCUAGCACAAAUUGGUCAUCGCCACAUAAAUUUAUAUAUUUUUUUAAAACGAUCUGAAUGUUACAGUCUUCAUAUUUUGCACUUGUAUAAAAAAUUACGAUUUGGAACUCAACAUUUGCCCAAACACUUAAUAAAAAAUGGAACCAUUGAUGCCAUCCGAAGUCGCUCGUUUAGUGUACGGUUAUCUAAAAAAAGAAAAAAAUGAGGAUGCUGCAGAAUGCUUUUUAAAAACAUCUCCUCAUUUGACUGAAUGUUUUCAGAUGUUUAAAGCUAAAAGAAACUUUAAUAUUAAAGUGAAUGGUUUUAAUUUACAUGACAUAUUUGAAAAUUUUGGAACCAUGUGUACUAUGAUUGAAGAGCGAAUACCUGAAACAUGUGAAUCCAAAACAUUACUUGAAAAAUUACAAUAUUUGUUAGAUACACACCAUAUAUCGAUGAAAAAAGAUAAAUUUGUUGAGACAAAACUAAAUAUGGUUGACAAAUGUGUUGGUAAUACAGUCAAUACUAAAGAUCAGAGUACACAUACAACAAAAAAUAUAGAAGCAAAUAAAAAUAUAUCAGAAGAAUUAGAAAUUCCAUCAUUCACUGAGGUAAUUACUAAUAACGUUUCUAAGACAAAAGAAAUUGACCCAAUUAAUAAUGAGACCACAAUAACUGAUGAGAAAAACUCGGUUACAUUUUCUUCGCCCUGUUUAUCUUCAAUGACACAACCAUUAGAAAAUAAUACAAGUACUAUGCCAUUUUCUAAAUUUGAUGAAGACAAAGAAUCAAAAAUAUUUCAAAUAAAUAAACAAAUUUGUAGUACUCCAGCGAAGAAAAAUGAAGAAACAAAAUUAAAUAUUGAGUCAAUGCCACAAUUUAGUCCAAAAAAUAUUCAUAAUUUAAUUUCUAGUGAUCAUGCUGAAUUCCAGCAAAUACCAGAAGCAACUUCACUUGACUCUAUGCCAGGGUUGUCAAAAGAAGAUAGGAUAAAGGAUAGUUCAGUUAUUAUUGAUACUGGUGAAUUAGUAGAUACAUUUUUGAAUGACCAAAGUUUGUUGGAAAAAAUUGCUGAUACUAUAAAUAAAUCUUUUGAGGCUCAUAAAGAAACUGACAAUGUACUAGAAACUAAAGUUUUAGAUUCUCCUACACUUGAAAAAGCAUUAGACUCUACUCAGUCUGAUCCACAGAUUAAAAACAUACUGGAUGAGUUUUUAGUUUUUAAUGUUGAUAAUACUGAUAUUGUUAAAAAAUCAUGUAAUGAUGAUCAACUAGAUUCAAUCAAAUCUCGUUUACGUAGUGCCAGAAAAAAAGAUGAUGUACCAAACAAAUUAAAAAAGAAUAAUUUUAAUAUUCCAAAGCAAAUUGUUUAUGGUAAUGAAGAAUGUAUAAAAGUUGACAAUAAUAUUGUACUGAUACAUGAAGGUAAUAUCAGAACAACAGUUUUUGAGAAUUAUGAUUUAUUAUCAAAUCAAUUGGUUUUACAACCAAGUGACUCAUAUAACUUUGACUCCUCUAAAAUAGAACCAGGAGAAGAUUAUUUAGCUAAAGUUGACUAUGUAAAAAUUGCUCCAAAAAUAACUCCUAUGUUAAAGACUCACCAAGCUCCCGAAAAACAUAUAUUUCCAAAACGAAGAAGACAGUCGUUGGAAGUUCCUGGCAUAAGGAGUAAAUUUAGGAGAACAAAUAUAACUAGACAACUACCUAUUCAGACUCCUAAAUCAAUUAUUAUUGAAGUUCCUAAUCAAAAUUCAUUUGAAACUCAAGAAAAAAUUCAUAAUGAAAUAAAUGAUAUUGUUAAAUUACAUGAAGUUUCAUCUGAAUUCAAUGAUGUAAUUGUUCAUGAUACACCAGAUGAUAGACUAAAACCUCCAAAAAAUAAAAGUAUGAGUACACCUCGUAGGAGAAGCACUCAUAUAAGAUGUUUAGAUUUUAGUACUCCUCAGCCUAAGAAUAUGACUCAAACUCAAGCUCGUUCAAAACUUUUCUGUAAUACCCCAAAAAGACUUGAAAAAUGUUUGGAAGAACCCUCAUCUAGUCCUUUACCAAAACUUCAAGCUGAUUGGGGUUCGGUUAAUGGAUUUGAAUCAAUGAUUAAAAAAGAUAAUAUUAAACACUGGGAUUCAGAUAUUAGAGAAAUGGUAGGGGCUGGAAUUUUAACGUCAGAUGCUGAUGGAAGAAAAACGAGAAAAAAGAAAACACCACGAAAAAAAAUUAAACCAGCCAAUGCACAAAAUAAUUCUGUUGUUUUGAUUGAUGAACAAAAGAAAUCAAAUAAUAUUUCAACUGUGGAAAAUGGAUUACAUACCAGUGUAACAAAUAUUUCUGAAACCUCGUAUGAUGAUGGCUUAAAUGUGCAAGACUCUAAUAAGCCAUUAUCAGACAUUCAAAAGUCAUUAAAGGAACAGAUAGAAUUUCCUAUUUCAUUGGAAACUUCAAAAAUUGUUAAAGAAGAUAGUAAACAAACUUCAAUUAAAUCUGAUACUUUAAAUAACUUGGACAAUAAAAAAUCAUUGAAAAAACAGAACACAUUUCCUAUUUCAUUAGAAACCCCAGACAAAAUAACAGAAUUAUAUAAUCAGCAACCACAAACUAUAUCUGAUUCUUUGAAAAGCAUCAAUGAUAAAAAAUGCACCGAAAAACAAAAUGAAUUUUCAAUCUCCUUAGAAACUCCAGAUAAAACUACCGAAUUGUGUAUUGAACAACCAUCUGUUAAAUCUGAUUCUUUAAAAAAUGAUAGUAAUGAAAAAUCACUGAGAAAAGAAAAUCAAUUUACGAUUUCUUUAGAAACUCCAGAUAAAAUAACUGAAUUAAAUAAUAAACAACUGUGUAACAAAUCUGAUUCUUUAAAAAGCCAGAGUGCUACUCAAAUUAACUUGGAACAAUCUCAUGAUAAUGAACAGAAAAAUAAUCAAAAUCAAUUAACUAAAUCUUCUAUUUUAAAUACCACACCAGAAAUGAUAAAUCAGGAAAAAGAUUCAAAUUUUUUAAAAACAAUUAAUAAUCAUAAUUAUUCAUUAUCUGAAAAGAAGACAAAUGAACCAAUUAAACUUUUAAGUGUACAAGGUUUAUUUGAUCAAACUGAUACAAAAAAUUCAAAUGAAUUAAAUAGUCCAGUAAAAUGUAUUAACAUUGAACCAGUUAAACCCAAUCUAGUUGAAACCCCAUAUAAAUGUGAUGAUGCUGCUGUUGAUGUGCCUGAAACUCCUAUUUCAAAAAUGAUACGUGAAUAUGAUCCAAGUAAGAUGGUCACACCAUUGCCGUGUACACCAGAACAUUAUGAUGAUUCAUUGACAGAAACCCCUUUGACCAAAAUAUUCAGAGAAACAUCAUAUUUAAAUAGACCCCCAAUUUCACCAUUUCCUCCUACUCCAGGAAAUUCAAUGUCCGUUGAUACUUUAAUAGUUCCCCCAGAACAAGAUAGUGUUAAUCCCACAAAUAAUAUAAAUUGUAAAAUGAACAGUUUGAAGGCUACAAAACCUAUUCAGACAACUACUAAUAGUGAAUUAUCUACCAAGACAAAGAAAGAUAAAGUUGAAUGUACACCCUUAAAAUCUAAAUUAAAAAUUUCGAAUAAACCUAAGAUAAAAAAAGGAUUAAAAAUAAAAAAUAUUGAAGUAACAAAAAAGCAAGUGUAUGAGUCUGUUAAAGUUGAACUAUUUGGAAGUGAAAUUUCAACAAGUCCAGAUACUCGUGGAUUAUUAAAGACUAAUGAACAGCACAAGACAAUAGUUAUUAAUAAAAAACCACAAGCAGAAGAGAAAAAAUCUGGUUUUAAACCUAUACCUAAAAGAAAAUCAAUUGAAUCUUUAUCAGUUGUAAAUGAUAAUGGUAAUGAAACUCAUUUAACGAACGAAUUAAACAUGCAAUCUAUUAAGACUUCAUUUAUUAAACCAAUAAUGGUACAAUGUGAGAAUAAUAAUGAUAACAUACAAGAAAAAGUAAAAAAAACAAUUUCAAAAAAAAUUAAAAAGUCCAUGGUACAUUUUGAUGACCCAGUUGAAAAAUUCUUUAGAUUAUCUAAAAGUCCAACAUUGGAUGAAUCCAAUAUCAAAAAUAUUGAUAAAAUACCAACCAAAACCAUGGUGAAUGACAAUUCUGAACAGUUAAUUGGGUUAAGUAGGUAUUUGAAUAAAACUUCUCCGACAGUUUAUGACUGUAGUCCAAAAGAGAAAAAAAUCAAAUUGAUAGAACCCAUGGUUAAGACUCCUAAACUAAAUAACAGUGAUUCUAAUAUUAAUUAUUCAGGAAUGUAUAACAUAGAUAAAUCCAGUAAGAAUAUAUCAACAAGUUAUUUUAGUAAUGAAACAAAAACUCAUGAAAUGAACAAUCAAAAUAUUAAAUUAAUUGAGAAUUGUAUAUCAAACAUAAAUAAAGUAUCUGAUAGAAAAGAAAAAAAUUCAGUUUAUAAUAAAUCCACCGUACCAUUGGAAUUGGUUCAAACCACGCCUAAGGAUAAUAACAUUUCUAAUCCAAAUUGUAUUUCUGAAAGUAAAAUUAAUACCAGUCUUGACAAAUCUGAAUCAUCUAUCGUUAAUAGUAGUACUAAUAAUACUUCCUGUGUUACUAUUACACAUGAUGAUAAAUUAGAUAUUCAGAUAAAUAAGGUCUGUGAUCCAUUAAACAAUAUGGAAUAUUUAAAAAAGCCAAAAGUAUAUGAAGUCAUUACUGAAGAUGGUGAACAUGAGAUGGUGUAUUUAAAUGUAUCAGAAACAUUCACUUUUCUUGAUAUACCUUCAGAAUUAAACAAUGUACAACCAUCUGAACCAAUUGUAUCACCAUUGAUAACAACAAACAAAAUGUUGGACAUUACUCCGAAAAUGCAAAGUGGUGAAUUGGAGAAUGAUGAAGAAUUACUCAUGCCAGUGACUAGCACUCCUAAAGAUGAUGUUGAGAUAAAAAAUGAAAAAGACGACAGAACUAGAAGAAGCCCCAGUUUUUGGGAUGAUUCCGUUCACAAUUAUCCAAUAAAACACAGAGAUGACAGACAUAGAGAUUCGAAUCGUUGGCAAAAUAAAACACAUCAUAAAUAUGAUAAAAAACAUAGGCCAAACAAAUUUAGAUACCACGAUGAGCGAUCACAAUUUGAUAGUUGGAACCAUUUUCAAAGAAGUCAUCAUCAAAACGUGAAAAGAGAGUUUAGAGAAGAUUCAGUAAAAGAUAAAUAUAGAUAUAAACACAAAGAUGAAAAAAGACGAAGCUAUCAUGAUUAUAGUAAAGGAAGAAAUUGGCCUGAAGAAAAUGAAAGAUUUUCAAUUUCACAAAGAAUGUCACAAAAUGAUUUACAUAAGUUAACUAGAUCAGAAGAUAUUGUUAAAAAGGCUACUAAAAGACCGGCAGAUCGAACUGUACAUAAUAAGACUCCGGCUAAAGUUUCCAAAGUUGAACAUCAACGGUUGCUGAAGAACGUAGAUGUUGAUGAUUUUUUGUCUGUUGUACAUGGUCAAAAAUAAAAAUACUUAAGCAGAUACUGUAAUUAUUGGUAAUAUUAAAUUAAUAUUAUAUUUUUAUAUCUGACCUAUAUAAAAAAAAAUGCUGUAAAUAUUUUAUUUUUUUCAAUUUUUUAUUUAGAAAAUUCUUCGUGUAUUAUUUUAAUAAGUAGUAACAGUAUAAGUGUAUUCUUCGUUAUUCUUAUUUAUUCAAUUAAAGAGAUUUUAAACCUUA
Messenger RNA from Rhopalosiphum padi (bird cherry-oat aphid), 5738 nucleotides. RefSeq lists its product as uncharacterized. NCBI's taxonomy places the organism in Eukaryota, Metazoa, Arthropoda, Insecta, Hemiptera, Aphididae. The transcript has 12 exons. Bases 233 to 5527 code for a protein of 1764 amino acids. Gene Ontology annotation, molecular function: protein binding. The record is from RefSeq and is a predicted model, not a curated record.